This is a messenger RNA of Notothenia coriiceps (black rockcod), 1227 nucleotides long. RefSeq names its product matrix metalloproteinase-14-like. The transcript has 6 exons. The record is from RefSeq and is a predicted model, not a curated record. The coding region runs from base 436 to 1227 and encodes 263 amino acids. Gene Ontology annotation, cellular component: extracellular matrix; plasma membrane. NCBI's taxonomy places the organism in Eukaryota, Metazoa, Chordata, Actinopteri, Perciformes, Nototheniidae. Gene Ontology annotation, molecular function: zinc ion binding; metalloendopeptidase activity. Gene Ontology annotation, biological process: extracellular matrix organization; collagen catabolic process; zymogen activation.
AAACCUGGUCAGCCAUGAAAAAAAAAUGACGUCUGCACAUCUGGAGGAGGACCCAGAGGAAAAUCCAUCUCUCUCUCUCUCUCUUACUCUCUCGGACCACGUCCACAGGAGGCAGACAAUCCUACCAGAGGACAGGCAGCCCAAAUAUGAAGAUUGAGUGACCUCCAGCUGAGCAUUUGUCCCAGCCACCUGAUGAUUUUAGAAUAUUUUUCUGUGUUCUCUCCUGCGCUCUGGCUGUAACGGACUCGCCUUUGCGCACACAAGCAGCCCGGUGCGCACAAAGUGUCCAUGCGGAGACGAUAAAAAAAACUUUUCUGCCCCGUUUUUAAAGCAGAAAGGAAUAGGAUCGACCUUUUUUGCUGUCAGGACGGCUGGACUUGUGUAGAAAGUACAUUUUCAGACGUUUUUGUCCCGGGGCAGUUUGCAGACAGAAGAAUGCUGCCCCAGCUCCUCGCCGUGGCCUGUGGUCUCAGCUGCUUUGGUUUCACCUCCGUCACUGCAAACCUACUAAAAGCAGAGGGCUGGCUGCAGCAGUAUGGCUACCUGCCUCCUGGGGAUGUCAAAGCCCAGGCCCUCCGCUCACCAAAGUCCAUCGUAACAGCGAUAUCAGCCAUGCAGAGGUUUUACGGAUUGACUGUCACUGGAUCCGUAGACUCCAACACGUUAGAGGCGAUGAGCCGGCCGCGGUGUGGCGUCUCAGACAAGUUUGGCCCGGAGCUGAAAACCAGUCUGAGGAGGAAGAGAUACGCUGUGCAGGGUCAGAAGUGGGAGAAGUCUGAGGUCACCUUCAGCAUAGAGAACUACACCCCAAAGAUCGGAGAACAGGCCACGUAUGAAGCCAUCCGAAGAGCCUUCAAAGUCUGGGAGAGUGCGAUCCCGCUCACCUUCAGAGAGAUCCCCUUCAGCCACAUCAGAGGCAAGGUGGACAAGUACGCAGACAUCAUGCUCUCCUUCUCAGAGGGUUUCCAUGGCGACAGCACGCCUUUCGAUGGCGAAGGCGGCUUCCUGGCUCACGCUUACUUCCCCGGGAACAGCAUGGGGGGAGACACGCACUUUGACCUCGCUGAGCCCUGGACCACCGGGGACACAGACCAGGGGGCUGUGGCGCCAUCAGGGGCCACAGGGCUUGCUGGAAGUCUGAUGAGGCGUCACCGCCGUCUGCUGCGGGAGAGAUCUCUCACUCGACAGUUCCUGUCAGCAUGUGGGACUGCAAGCCAGUGGAUUUAG